AUUCUAUAAAAAAUUGCAAUUUUAUUUAAAUUCUCUAAUAAAUUGAAUAAAAACAUACUAACAUGGUUCUAGACUUAGAUCUGUUUCGCGCCGACAAAGAUGGUGACCCGGACAAAAUUCGCGAAAACCAGCGCAAGAGGUUCAAAGACGUAGGUCUCGUGGACACAGUUGUGGAGCAGGACACACUCUGGAGACGGCUUCGCCACGACGCCGACAACUUGAACAAACUGAAGAAUGUGUGCAGCAAGGAAAUCGGCGCGAAGAUGAAGGCCAAGGAGCCGGCCGGCGCGGAGGACGAGCCUGUUCCUCAGGACGUGGCCGAUAACCUUAUUAACCUCACUGGUGACCAACUCCGACCUCUCACUGUUAAUCAGAUCAAGAAGGUCAGAUUACUAAUUGAUGAUGCUAUUGUAAAAAAUGAGCAAGAAAGGAUUGCUGCUGAGAAGACCCGUUCCGCUGCUCUCAGAGAAGUAGGCAAUCAUCUCCACGAGUCAGUACCAGUUGACGAUGAUGAAGACCACAAUGCAGUGGAAAGGACUUUUGGUGACUGUACAAUGAAGAAAAAGUAUUCCCAUGUAGAUCUCAUUUGUAUGAUAGAUGGUGUGGAUUCUGAGAGAGGUUGUGCAGUUGCUGGUGGCAGAAGCUACUUCCUGAAGGGUCCUGCGGUGUUCCUAGAACAUGCCCUAAUUCAGUUAUCUCUGAGAAGACUCCUGGAACGAGGGUAUACUCCACUCUACACACCAUUCUUUAUGAAGAAAGAGGUGAUGCAAGAAGUUGCUCAACUCGCCCAGUUUGACGAGGAGCUGUACAAGGUGGUCGGCAAGAGCUCAGAGAACAAAGGAGAUGCCGGAGUCGAGGAGAAGUACCUGAUAGCCACCUCCGAGCAGCCCAUAGCCGCCUUCCACAGAGACGAGUGGAUACCGGAAGCUUCGUUACCCAUCAAAUACGCCGGCAUCUCGACCUGUUUCCGACAAGAGGUAGGCUCUCAUGGGCGCGACACUCGCGGCAUCUUCCGAGUACACCAGUUUGAAAAGGUCGAACAGUUCGUAUUGACCUCUCCCCGCGACAACGCCUCCUGGAAAAUGAUGGACGAGAUGAUUGACAACGCUGAGAAGUUCUGCCAAGACCUCGGCCUCCCCUACCGCGUGGUCAACAUCGUGUCAGGGGCGCUCAACCAUGCGGCCGCCAAGAAGUUCGACCUUGAAGCAUGGUUCCCUGGCUCGGGCGCGUUCAGGGAGCUCGUCAGCUGCAGCAACUGCUUGGAGUAUCAGGCCAGACGGUUAUUGGUCAGGUACGGACAGACGAAGAAAAUGAAUGCGGCGACGGAAUACGUGCACAUGCUGAACGCGACCAUGUGCGCCACCACGCGCGUCAUCUGCGCGCUGCUCGAGACGCACCAGACCGAUGACGGCAUUGUGGUACCAGAAGCGCUUAAGCCGUAUCUACCUGAACAAUAUAAGGAUUUGAUUCCGUUCGUCAAACCAGCGCCCAUAGACGUCGAGGCAGCCGCCGCCGCAGCCAAGAAAGGAAAGAAACAAGAAAAGAAAUAAUCUCAUCCUCAUUCUCAAGACA
This is a messenger RNA of Aricia agestis (brown argus), 1572 nucleotides long. It is a transcript of the gene SerRS, whose product is annotated as serine--tRNA ligase, cytoplasmic. Gene Ontology annotation, cellular component: cytosol. Gene Ontology annotation, molecular function: serine-tRNA ligase activity; ATP binding; tRNA binding. The record is from RefSeq and is a predicted model, not a curated record. The transcript has 9 exons. NCBI's taxonomy places the organism in Eukaryota, Metazoa, Arthropoda, Insecta, Lepidoptera, Lycaenidae. Gene Ontology annotation, biological process: seryl-tRNA aminoacylation. Bases 63 to 1550 code for a protein of 495 amino acids.